Molecule: messenger RNA, 807 nt
Organism: Erythranthe guttata (spotted monkey flower)
Lineage: Eukaryota; Viridiplantae; Streptophyta; Magnoliopsida; Lamiales; Phrymaceae
Source: RefSeq, a predicted model, not a curated record
AUGGUUAACCAAUCAGAAACAAGAUCAUCACAUAUAGUAGUGAUCAUCUUCACCUUCACAGUGUUGAUUGUCCAUGCUUACUGUUGGCGCCCUUUUUAUGCCCCUCUCCCUUUCAUUUUACUUCACGGGGUUAAUAAUCAGUGCUCCAGUUCCCAGAGCACCCUGUACGUUAAGCAGCUAAGCGAAUGGUCCAACACCACAGGAUACUGCUUAGAGAUAGGAAAUGGGGUCCAGAGUUCAUGGCUUAUUCCCCUUGAGAAACAGGUCGAAGAAGCUUGCAAAAAAGUGAAGGCAAUGAAGGAACUAUCGAAGGGAUACAACAUUGUUGGUCUUUCCCAGGGGACUCUGAUUGGUCGAGGAAUCAUAGAGUUUUGUGAAGAAGCACCACCGGUGAACAAUUUUAUAUCUAUAGGAGGACCACAAGCUGGCAUUGCUUCAGUACCUCAUUCCAGUGUUAGUGAAAAUGAUACCGUAAUCACGCCGAAGGAAAGCUCGUGGUUUGGAUUUUACGAAGAUGGAAGCACGAAUAACAUAUUGCAACCUAAGAAGACUAAGCUUUACGUCGAGGAUUGGAUUGGUUUGAAAACAUUGGACAAAGCCGGAAGAGUAAAAUUCAUAAAAGUUGGAGGAACUCAUAUAGAAGUUUCGGAUGCUGAUAUGAAGAAGUAUGUUGUUCCGUUUCUACAUAAUAAAUGGCGUAGACUAGCGGAAGCGGAGUAUGGUGGUGACGAGGCGGUCAACACUACAAACUCGAAUGCGGUCGGAGAAUCGAACAAACUUGGAAUCAUCAAUGAAGGAAACAUGUAG